AUGUCAACUACAUCUGCCCCCGCCUACAGCAAGCUGAAAAUGUUGUAUGAACUGUACUACGGGUUUUUUCCGAACAAGCCCACUUUCACUCCUGAGGAUUACCCAGAUCUAGCGGGGAAAACUGCAGUUGUUACAGGCUGCAACACUGGUAUUGGCCUUCACGUUGUUGAAUACUUGUAUAAGAAAAAUUGUAACGUGAUAGGGGUAGUCAGAACAGAAUCAAAGGGUAUUGCUGCGCGUGACAAAAUUGUGAAGGAAUGUCCUGAAUCUAAGGGGUCGAUCAGUAUCGUUGGUGGCUGUGACUUUUGUGACUUAUCAUUGAUCAAGGACACAGGGGUUAAAGUGAAGGAAAUAUUGGGCGAUAAGCCAUUGAGCAUAAUAAUACAUAAUGCAGGGUUAAUGGCCUCCAGUAAUCAACUGACUUCUAAACAAGGGUAUGAGUUGAUGUUUCAGACCAAUUGUUUAGGUCCUCAACUGUUACAACAUUUUCUGGAUUCACUCUUCUUGAAGAAGGAUUCCGAUCUAAAAAGAAUUGUCUGGGUUAGUUCCGGUGCUCAUUUACUUGGGUUUAAAGAUUACGGCAUUAAUUGGGAAGACCCCUGCUUUGAAAAGGUAUCCAAAAAUCAAAGAGCACAUGCAGCAGUCUUAUACGGACAGUCUAAGACUGGUAAUAUCUAUCAGGCCAAUGCCUGGGCUUCGAAACACAAAGAAAUUGUCGAGGAGAUUGGAUGUGUCUCUGUCUCAUGCUAUCCAGGUAAUCUAAAAACUGAUCUGCAAAGGGAUUGGAGCAGAAUUGGAAGAUGGAUCGGGAACCGCAUAUUUUGGGACGGAAAUUACGGAGCGUAUUCAGAACUUUAUGGUGCGCUAUAUCCGGGCCUUUCCACAAAAGACCAAGGUGUCUAUAUUGUUCCAUUUGGAGAAAUUCACGAUCCUAGAGAAGAUGUCAAAGCUGGAUUAUCCAAUGGGACUGAUUUAAAGUUCUGGGAUAUUGUCGAAGAAAAGAUAUCUCCUUUCUUCUGA
Molecule: messenger RNA, 1020 nt
Organism: Huiozyma naganishii CBS 8797
Lineage: Eukaryota; Fungi; Ascomycota; Saccharomycetes; Saccharomycetales; Saccharomycetaceae
Exons: 1
Coding region: 1-1020 (339 amino acids)
Source: RefSeq, a predicted model, not a curated record